This is a messenger RNA of Branchiostoma floridae (Florida lancelet), 3378 nucleotides long. Its product is annotated as protein argonaute-2-like. Gene Ontology annotation, molecular function: protein binding; RNA binding. The record is from RefSeq and is a predicted model, not a curated record. The transcript has 22 exons. Bases 410 to 3085 code for a protein of 891 amino acids. Lineage: Eukaryota; Metazoa; Chordata; Leptocardii; Amphioxiformes; Branchiostomatidae.
GGUGCGCAGUAGGGUGCUGCUGCCAUUUUGGAUUUUUGUUAGCUACGAAGUGGGAAGAGGUGAAAGAGACAUGAGGAGGAGAUAGCGGACUUCCUUAACGACUAAGACGUCUUCCAAGACAUCAGUGCAUUCCUAGACAAACAUGGGACCUUCUUCUAGACAUUUGAAGCGGUGAUGAGAAAUUUACAACGAUUUGGAGGGCAGUUUCGAAUCGUCGGGAUGCAAAUAUUUAGCGGGUUAUUUUAACCCGGACGUUGAAACAGCUGUUGUUGUUAUUGUUGUUUUCUCCAUGUCCGGGUCUUCAACAACAACUUCAAGACAUCGGACUGGCUGAGAAGGUUUCUUAAGGUUCCGUCUUGAGGAUUUAAAUAUUUGGGGACGAGAGUUGGUGUGAGCGGGCCAGAGCACCAUGUUUCCCGGGUUCGGACAGCAGCAGUUCCCGGGCCACCCGCCACCGGGCCCGCCUGGGCCUCCCGUGCCGCCGCCUGGACCAGUUGGUUUUCCCACGGCCGUCGCGCCUCCCGUCCACUCAUCACCCAUGGACCUGUUCCGUUGCCCCCGACGACCCGACAUCGGUAACCACGGGCGACGGAUCCUCCUGAGAGCCAAUCACUUCAAAGUGUCGAUGCCGAAAGGUGACAUCCACCACUACGAUGUCAACAUCAUGCCGGAUAAGUGUCCUAGAAGAGUAAACAGAGAAAUCAUAGAAAAGAUGGUCCAAGCCUACAACCGCAUCUUUGGUGACCUUCGACCUGUCUUUGAUGGGCGGAAAAAUCUGUACACACGGGACCCGCUACCAAUCGGAACUGAGAAGGUUGAGCUGGAUGUGACGUUGCCUGGCGACGGGGGAAAGGAUCGUCACUUCAAAGUGUCCAUCAAGUGGGUUGCCAAGGUGAGCCUGUACACGCUGGAGCAGGCACUGGAGGGCCGCCUCGCACAGAUCCCCUUCGAGGCUAUCCAGGCGCUCGACGUCGUCAUGCGACACCUUCCCUCCAUGACGUACACCCCUGUAGGUCGCUCGUUCUUCUCCUCCCCAGAAGGUUACAGCCACCCCCUGGGCGGAGGUCGUGAGGUCUGGUUCGGGUUUCACCAGAGCGUCCGGCCGUCCCAGUGGAAAAUGAUGCUCAACAUAGAUGUUUCAGCCACAGCGUUCUACAAGGCCCAGCCAGUUAUAGAGUUCAUGUGUGAAGUUCUCGACAUCAGAGACAUCAACGAACAGAGACGGCCACUAACGGACUCUCAGAGAGUCAAGUUCACCAAGGAAAUUAAAGGCCUGAAGGUGGAGAUCACCCACUGUGGACAGAUGAAGAGGAAGUACCGCGUCUGUAACGUCACUCGGAGACCCGCACAGACACAAACGUUUCCACUGCAGCUGGAAGAUGGCAGGACGGUGGAGUGUACCGUGGCGAAAUACUUCUUAGAGAGACACAAGAGAAAACUGGAGUUUCCCCACCUCCCCUGUCUACAGGUGGGACAGGAGCAGAAACACACCUACCUACCUUUGGAGGUCUGUAACAUUGUUGCCGGGCAACGCUGCAUCAAGAAGCUGACGGACAUGCAGACCUCCACCAUGAUUAAGGCCACUGCUCGGUCCGCACCCGACAGAGAAAAGGAAAUCAUAAAGUUGAUGCAGAAAGCAAACUUCAACUCCGACCCUUACGUCCGAGACUUCGGGAUCAACAUCUCCACAGACAUGGCAGAGAUCGAGGGCCGUGUUCUGGACCCGCCCAUGCUUCAGUACGGAGGCAGGGUAAACAAUAUUUGGUCACAAAACACGCGGGCGACAGUGGUACCAAACCAGGGCGUGUGGGACAUGCGAGGGAAGCAGUUCCACACUGGCAUAGAGAUCCGAGUCUGGGCCAUGGCGUGCUUCGCUCCUCAGAGGCAAUGCAGCGAGCAGGCACUCAGGAAUUUCACGCAGUCCCUCCAGCGUAUCUCCAACGACGCAGGCAUGCCGAUCCUUGGCCAGCCGUGCUUCUGUAAGUACGCCACAGGAGCCGACCAGGUGGAGAAAAUGUUCCGCUACCUGAAGAACACCUUCCAGGGACUGCAACUCAUCCUCGUCGUGUUACCUGGGAAAACACCUGUCUAUGCGGAGGUGAAGAGAGUGGGUGACACGUUGCUAGGCGUGGCCACGCAGUGCGUCCAGGUAAAGAACGUCAUCAAGACGUCUCCCCAGACGCUGUCCAACCUGUGCCUCAAGAUCAACGUCAAACUGGGAGGGGUCAACAACAUCCUGGUCCCACACAUACGUCCGCGGGUGUUCCGUGAACCGGUGAUCUUCCUGGGCGCGGACGUGACCCACCCUCCGGCCGGCGACGAAAAGAAACCGUCCAUCGCAGCGGUUGUAGGCAGCAUGGACGCCCACCCAAGCCGAUAUGCGGCGACGGUCCGGAUUCAGACGCACCGUCAGGAGAUCAUCGCUGACCUGGCCUCCAUGGUGCGCGAGCUGCUCAUCCAGUUCUACAAGUCCACCCGCUUCAAACCCACACGCAUCAUCAUGUACCGCGACGGGGUCAGCGAGGGACAGUUCCAACAGGUGUUGUGGCACGAGCUGCGGGCGAUCCGCGAGGCGUGCGUGCGGCUCGAGAUCGGCUACGAACCCGGCGUGACGUUCAUCGUGGUGCAGAAACGACAUCAUACGCGACUCUUCUGCUCAGACAAGAAGGAACAGAUUGGGAAGAGUGGAAACAUCCCAGCAGGUACGACUGUUGAUGUCGGCAUCACACAUCCCACCGAGUUCGACUUCUACCUCUGCAGCCACGCAGGCAUACAGGGCACGAGUCGACCCUCCCACUACCACGUUCUCUGGGAUGACAACAACUUCGCGGCUGACGACCUGCAGAUGCUGACGUAUCAGCUGUGCCACACGUACGUCCGCUGCACUCGGAGCGUCUCCAUUCCCGCGCCCGCAUACUACGCCCACCUCGUCGCCUUCCGUGCUCGCUACCACCUGGUGGAGAAGGACCACGACAGCGGCGAGGGCUCACAUCGCUCCGGAGACAGCGGGGAGCGGACGCCCAUGGACAUGGCCCGCGCCGUCGAAGUCCACCCUGACACGCUGCGCGUCAUGUACUUCGCGUAACCAUGGUGACUGUUACCUGGCGAUCCAAAUAGCCAGCUGUACCUCAACUGAAGAAUUUCCCGCCUCCUGUCUUUCAUAUCAGGCCGUUUUGUUACCAUGGAGACCAGCCAAAUAUUUAAAAACUUACAAAGUGUGAAGACUGAAGAGAAAAAUUACGAGACUUUCCAGAACGCUCGCGAAGAAACACCAAGUCUUUCAGCGGUGACUGUAGCGACAACUGUGUCGCUAACGGAGAAUGGAUUUUUAUGGCGUGUUGUUUGAAGAAGCAAGUUUUUGUCAGUAGAAAAUUAAUG